This is a messenger RNA of Oryza brachyantha (malo sina), 835 nucleotides long. RefSeq lists its product as uncharacterized. The record is from RefSeq and is a predicted model, not a curated record. The transcript is spliced from 3 exons. NCBI's taxonomy places the organism in Eukaryota, Viridiplantae, Streptophyta, Magnoliopsida, Poales, Poaceae. The coding region runs from base 16 to 642 and encodes 208 amino acids.
CGAAACAGAGAAAGGAUGAUGAUCUCAGCGGCGUCAUCCCCCAGCGGUCUCCUCCUCCGCCCGACCAAACCAACGCCACCACCACCGCUGCUCCCCUCCGCCGCCGCCUUCUCCUACCAGCCAUCCCGCUCCCUCCAACGCCGCCGGGUCAGAUCCCGCGGGCCGGAGGACUUGACGGCCGCAGGAGCGAGAGCGGUCGCCUCCUCUUCCAUGGAGGCAGCGCAGCCUCCUCAGCCCCAGGCCGGCGGUGGCGGGGAGGGGCAGGCGCAGGGGGCCAUGAAGCUGCUGUUCGUGGAGAUGGGCGUCGGCUACGACCAGCACGGACAGGACAUCACCGCCGCUGCCGUGCGCGCCUGCAAGGACGCCAUCACCUCCAACUCCAUCCCCGCCUUCCGCAGUGGGUCCAUUCCUGGGGUGAACACUGAGCAGAUGAAGCUACAGAUCAAGCUUGGGGUGCCGAGGCCAACGCAGCACUUGCUGGACGUCGAGAGAGUCAAGGCCGUCUUCCCCUAUGGCAAAAUUAUCAGCUUUGAGGUAGUAGACGGCGGGAUGAUCUGUUCAAGUGGAGUAUGCCUAGAAGCAAUGGGCGAUAAAAACGAUGAUUGCUACAUAGUGAACGCUGCGGUUUAUGUUGGCUACUAAUGUUACCGUUGCUAGAAUAAUUGUUGUUCGUUGGAACAGUUAAAAAAAAGAAGAAAACCUUCUAUGUAAUAUAAGCAUGUCUUUAGUGUUCUGAAACCAUCUUUCCUGCACGUGUAUAAAAUCAUUUUUACUCCAUUCCUUCCCUUGAACUUCUCACAGCUUACUGUGCUGAUAAAUGAAUAUAUCUUGCAUC